ACUUUCCAGCCAAUGAAACCAGUCGAACGACCCUCCCCUUUCCUUCCCAGAUGCUCCCAUCAGAUGUGUGUGUAUGUGAUUAUGGCAAAACCUCGAGGGCUAUCUGCCUAAGAGGAGGGAUGCCUUCGUGGAGGACUUUCUAAGGGAAACUGGCUCGUAUACACGUUACACAUGGGGAAAACCACAAAACGCCCAAGCAGCCAGCCCGUUCGCAAGAUUCGAACCUCGGACCGAACUACCAGUGUUCAGCGACUUUACCGCUCGGCCGCUGGUGGGCCCCCCAUCAGAUGUGAAGAAAGAGAAAGCGCUGCUUUCGGAAGCUUCAAACUAUAUGGCGAUCUUCGACGAUUUUUACCAUGUUUGAGCUAACCGUCCGACGUCGUAUUCAGCAUUUCUUAUAAUCCUAUAACCAGAUAAAAAUAUUAAAAUAAAUUUUAUCUGAAUGAAGUUUUCUUAUUAGUGAAACAGUUAAAUUAUGCAAGUACAUAAACGAAUGCACUUUGAAACUUUGCUUUAAUCUGUUUACAAACGCUAGUCAAAGUUUUGUUUACGUUACUUUUCGCCCUUCAGCGCAUGCUCAAGAAUUACCAUCCAGGAGAAACUAGUCGAUUUCUCCAUGACGUCAAAAUUCGAAAAGUUGGGUAGGUUUUGGAAAUACGCUUACCGUACACAUUUCGCGUUUGCUAUGCAAACUCUUUCAUUCACACCUAUGGUUAAUUUUCUACCUUGCGGAAGGAAAGACUUACUGCAAAACAGGAAGUCUUUGCCAAGUUGCCAACUGCAAAUAAUCUCUUAGAAGAAGAAUGAAAGCUUCCAUAGACGUAACAAAGAAAGUCUAUCUCAACUGUGAGAAACGCAAGUAACGAAAUUUGUAUUUUUGGGUACGUUGCUUAGAGUCAGACUCGGUUAGGAGUAUCAAAUCAUUUGGAAGAAGCAGUAUUUUGAAAGAGCAAACCAUGCAGAACCCUUCAGGAGAAAAACCUCAUGUGUGUGAUGUAUGUAAGAAAAUAUUUACUCGAAAGUAUAUUUUAAACAUGCAUAUGCUUAUUCACACAGGAGAGACACCGUAUGCAUGUGAAAUAUGUAAGAAGCCAUUUAGGCAUAAACGUUCUUUAAAUAGGCAUAAGCUUAUGCAUACAGAAGAGAAACUCUAUGUGUGUGAAAUAUGUACGAAGUCAUUUAUUAGUAAGAGUAAUUUGAAUGACCAUAUGCUUAUUCACACAGGAGAGAAGCCAUUUGUGUGUGAAGUAUGUACGAAGUCAUUUAGACAUAAAAGUAGUUUGGACGUGCAUAUGCGUGUUCACUUAGGAGAGAAGCCAUAUGUAUGUGUAGUAUGUAUGACACCGUUUAGAGAUAAAAGUGGUUUAAAAACGCAUAUGCGUGUUCACUCGGGUGAGAAGCCGUAUGUGUGUGAAAUUUGUAUGAAGGCAUUUAGACAUAAGUGGGGUUUAAACUUGCAUAUGCAUAUUCACUCUGGAGAGAAACCUUAUGUGUGUGAAGUAUGUAAUAAAACAUUUGGUCAAAAGAAUAAAUUGAAAAGGCAUAUGCUUAUUCACAUGGAGCAGAAACUUCAUGUGUGUGAAAUAUGUGAGAAGUCAUUUAGACGAAGGGAUAAAUUAACUGAGCAUGUGCAUAUUCAUACAGAUGAUAAACCUUAUGUGUGUAAAAUAUGUAGAAAUUCAUUUAAACGUAAGAGUAAUUUAAAUCAGCAUAUGAGUAGUCACAUGCUAGAGAAACCUUAUGUGUGUAAAAUAUGUAAGAAGUCAAUUAGUCGAAUUUCGAGUUUGAAGGUGCAUAUGCGUAUUCACACAGGAGAGAAACCUUAUGCAUGUGAACUAUGUUCCAAGUCAUUUAGAUUAAAGGCUGCAUUAAAUCAGCAUAUCCUUAUUCAUACAGGAGAAAGUUUAGUUAAAACUGUAGUUUGAAGCACAUAUGCAUAUUCGCACGGGAGAGAAAGCGUAUAUAUAUGAUAUAUGUAUGAUGUUUAGAUAAAAGUAUGGUUUAAAUGCACAUGUGCAUAAUGGCACAGUAUAGAACCCUUACGCUUGUGAAGUAUGUAAGAAGUCAUCGAUUCAAAAACAGGCUGAACUAACAUUUGCUUUUUUGCAUUUCUGUCAAUUAUGCAUGUGUAAUGUGUCUACGAGCCAGUUUCCCUUUGAAAGUCCUCCACGAAGGCAUCCCUCCCCUUAGGCAGAUAGCCUUAGUGGGCUUUGCCAGAAUUAAACAAACAAAACCUGUCAAUUAUGCAACAAGUCAUUAAGCAGAUAGGGUAAUUAAAGAAGCAUAUUCCUACUGACACAGGAAAGAAAUAUUUUGUGAGACAUUCAUCUGAAGGUGAUGGUUAACCUACUCUAACCGUAUUUCUAAAGAAUUGUUUGUGUUGGCAGAAAUUCUGAGAAGCACACCUGGAAUUAAUGGCUCUAUUAAUGUAAUCUGAAUGGCUGCUUUUCAGUGAAAAUUUGACCAAGCUGAUGUAAACAUGAGAAAUGAAAAUCUUUGAACAUGUGAGAUGAAAAGUUUGACCUGCCAAAGAUUUGCAAGUUAUCAAGAGGUAUUUUGUUGAUAUUGCAGGCGGAGAAAUAUGGCACAAGAUUCAAUAUAAGAGUCUAAAUAUUACAAAAAUGGGACUAAAGAGUCUAAAUAUUACAAAAAAUGAUGAAUCUGUCUUUAUCUUAUACAUUAUAUUUAAUAAAAGAUGUUAUAUAUGAA
This is a messenger RNA of Stegodyphus dumicola, 2709 nucleotides long. RefSeq lists its product as uncharacterized. NCBI's taxonomy places the organism in Eukaryota, Metazoa, Arthropoda, Arachnida, Araneae, Eresidae. Gene Ontology annotation, molecular function: RNA polymerase II cis-regulatory region sequence-specific DNA binding; DNA-binding transcription factor activity, RNA polymerase II-specific. Gene Ontology annotation, biological process: regulation of transcription by RNA polymerase II. The record is from RefSeq and is a predicted model, not a curated record.